Phycomyces blakesleeanus NRRL 1555(-) is the source of this 1599-nucleotide messenger RNA. RefSeq lists its product as hypothetical. The record is from RefSeq and is a predicted model, not a curated record. The transcript is spliced from 7 exons. Bases 1 to 1599 code for a protein of 532 amino acids. Gene Ontology annotation, molecular function: zinc ion binding. NCBI's taxonomy places the organism in Eukaryota, Fungi, Mucoromycota, Mucoromycetes, Mucorales, Phycomycetaceae.
AUGAGCUGCAAAGAGAAGUGGGCUGGCUACCUCACCAAUAAGCUAAAGCACUUUGACUGUGUGACAACACAGCGUGUUGAGAGUGGUCAUCAUGCCCUGAAAAGGAGUAUCUUGGCUCUCCAGUCUUUGGACUCCUUGUUUGAGCAAAUAUGCUUAUAUCUCUUGCAAUUUGAGGGUGACUACCAAGAUCGUACACUGGAUGAGAAGUUGGUGACCGAUGCAAAAAUCCUUGCUGAUGAGCGCCUUUGUGGAUUGGUCCACUCGGUUUCCAGAAUGGCAUUGUUCACGAUUCGCGCUGAACUUCUUGAAGAGAUUAUUAUUGGUGAAGCUUGUUACUGCAGAGUAAAGACUAUGUUUGGUCUCCCUUGCCGUCAUACUCUGCCACGAAAUCGGGCCCUCACACUUGCAGACAUUCCUGAAAGAUGGGUUCUCUCUUCUGCCCUCCCAUUCUAUAAUAAGGAAGUAGAAAAAUUGGAAAGAGAACAACAAAUCUGUAACCUGAUGGCAAAGGUGAACGAUCUUAUAAAUAAUGCUGGUAAUUUAAAGGAUCACCGAGAGGUUGCCUUUCCUUUGUCAAGUGAGGUCAAAGCUCCCGGAAGACCUAAGCACGUCAAAAGAAAAACUGCUCUCCCAAAGGACUUUGUCCGUCACAAGCACAGACAUCUCCUUGUGCAAAAGAACAAAAAUGAUAUCAGAAGUAUUUUGAAAGAAGGACUUAAAGAAGUGAUGAAGGAGUUCUUAGAGGAGGAGCCUCUCAAAAAAAUCAUAAAAGAAAUAAAAAAAGAAACCCAAUUCGCUGAAAAACAAGAGCCUCUCAAAGAAGCUAAAACAACCAAUUUUGCUAAAAAGCAAGAGCCUCUCGAAGAAGCUAAAAAAUAUUUCUCUGGAAUUAAAAGACCUAAACAUCUUCAAGACGACUACUGGUACAAUUUGCCUAGUCCAAAAAAACAAAACAAAAAUGUGCAUGACUUUGCUCUGCCUGCUCAAAUUGACCAAGCUGCCAUUUCGUUGACGUUUAACCCCAAGUCAAAUGGUUGGUGCGGUUUCCGUGUAUUUGCACACCUGAAAGAGGGUGGAGAGGAUCAGUUUCCUUUGGUGAAGAAGAAGAUGUUGGCCACGAUGGCAACCCAUGGUAAACUUUACAAGCACAACUUUGGCAUUGAUGUUGCCAAAGUGACAGAGGUCAUUGCCUUUGGCUCCGAGAUUGACCCUGCUCUUGGGGAAAAUAUCCCAUCUUGCCCUUCCUCUAUGUGGUUCUCUGCACCAGACUGUGCUCAGAUAAUAGCUGACACCUAUAACAAGCCUGUUUGUGUGUACUCGGACGAUCGGAGCGUCUUGCCUGUAACUUUCCUUCCCCUCCAUGAUCGGAAGCCUCUCAAAAGAAAGCCAUUGCCAAUGGUCUUGCACCAUGUACAUGGGUGCCACUGGACAACAAUUAAAGUGAAGCCUCAUGUACAUCGGUCCUGGCCUGAGUUCCCAAAGAACAAGUCUUAUCUUUUACCCUCCACUACUACUACUACAAUUACUACUACUGCCACUAACUCUCCUACAAAUUCUCCCGUAAAUUCUUCCAAUAUUAUUGACCUCACACAUAUAUAA